Molecule: messenger RNA, 759 nt
Organism: Suillus discolor
Lineage: Eukaryota; Fungi; Basidiomycota; Agaricomycetes; Boletales; Suillaceae
Exons: 3
Coding region: 1-759 (252 amino acids)
Source: RefSeq, a predicted model, not a curated record
AUGUCUCAGACCACCGAGUCAAACGAGGUUGAGUUUGGUUUAUUGGACUUUUCAAAGAUUGUUGAUUAUGCCAGAUCACGCCUACUAGCCAUUCGCACCGAGCUGGAGAAGACACAGGACACACUCUCGCCGGUAACUGCUCGGCUUGUUGGCGAGUAUCUGAACUGGGAGGCAGAGGCCUUCACCAUGCCAUGGAUGGCUUAUUGCGCAGGCUUGUCGAUCAACCCGCCGUUAUCGCGAAACCUCCGCCAUCUCAUCGGCGUGCUUGCAAUGAAACAGCUCGCCAUGCUGACUGAUUAUCUUCAUGUCUAUGAAUCUUUCAUGACCUUGAGUGUUCAACCUUCUGGACCCUGGACCAAAGGCCGCCCAGUCAAUACCUAUCACCAUGCAUGGUGGACACGCCUGGUGAAUCUCAAGCGUGAUGACAAGUUCUUUGGCACGUACCCCAACCACCAGCAAGUUCAGGCAUGGGUGACCAAGCAUUUCGAGCAAUUGCCGGAGGGGAUGACGUUGGUCACGCCGGCUACAGUUGUUGAACCAAUGUCAACACUGCUAGCCCAGCAACUGUCCACAAUCUACGCCGAAGCUCAGGAAGAAGGUCGAUGCAUUUUGAAGAUGAUGGAGGACAAGGUCCUAGAGGCAAAGAUGGUGGCUGCCACAAUGGUGCAGAUGGACACGGCAUUGGGAGACAAUGUGAUUACGGCAAUCGCCACCACAGAAAAACUGAUGAGGUAUUUGAAAAGAGAGGACAUGGACUGA